AUGGGCUCAAACGUGGCUACCAGUGUCGGGGACGAGCCACCUACGAAAGCGAGUUGGUUCGACAACUGGCGUUGGUAUGAGCGCAACACUUCGAGAGAAGAGAAGAGACUGUUACGGAAGCUUAAUGCAUAUGUCAGUGGGAUGAAGGAAGAUAUCGGCAUGGAAGGCAACGACCUUCAGUACACUACUGGAGUGUUCCAAGCUGGAUACUGUGCCGCCAUGAUCCCUUCCAACAUCAUCCUAACCCGUGUUCGGCCCAACGUUUUGAUUCCAAUCUUCGAGAUUCUUUGGGGCAUCCUGACGCUCCUGACCGCAUACGCCAAGGACGUCAAGCAUAUCUACAUCAUCCGUUUUUUCAGCGGUAUUUUCGAGUGUGUCGCAUACCCAGGCGUCAUCUACUGCAUCGGAUGUUGGUACAAGAGGACGGAGAUCUCCCGCCGUCUGAGUUUGUUCUACAUUGCUGGCCCCUUGGGAACGAUGUUUGCCGGUUACUUCCAAACAGCUUGCUACACCAACCUCAACGGCGUCAACGGCCUGGCUGGAUGGCGUUGGCUCUUUAUUGUCUGCGGGUGUAUCACCUUGCCCGUAGCUUUCCUUGGCGCCGCCGUCUUUCCAGCUCGCCCAGACUCGAAGAACCCAUCAUGGCUAUUGACAGCAGACCAAAUUGCUCUGGCUCGUCGUCGUGUGUCCGAGGGAGGCUCCGAGGCUCCGAAGGUCAAGUUCGAUCGCAGAGCAAUCACCGACGUCUUCAAAGGUUGGCAUUGGUACGCCUUCGUUGCUCUGUACUUUGUUUUCAACCAGGCAAUGAUCACCAACGGCCAGCCCUUCAACCUGUACCUCAAGGCCCACAGCGACCGCUACUCCAUCAGUCAGAUCAACAACCUGCCCACCGGCCAGUCUGCCCUCUCCAUCGUCGCUGCGCUUGUGGGUUGCUACUGGGCUGAUGCCACUGGCAAGCGCUGGCUGCCCUCCAUCUGGAUCUGCGGCUUCAUGACCAUUGGCUCGAUAUGCAUGGCCGCCUGGAAUAUUCCCGAGGGCCUCAAGUUCUUCGCCUUUUAUGUUGCCGGACUUGGCGGUGCCCUGAACCCACUCUUCAUGUCUUGGGCGUCUGAGGUGACGUUCAAAUCUGCCGAAGAACGUGCUGUCGUCGUGUCGUCGAUGAAUGCAGUUGGUCAAGCGCUCCUGGCAGGCCUGAAUAUUGUCACGUUCCCUACACCUCAAGCCCCCAGAUUCAAAUUCGGCUGGUACUGGGUCAUGGUCAACAACAUCUUACAGUGCGCCCUGGUGCUUGGCAUUAUGGUGCUGCACAACCGAGAAAAAAGGUCCAUGGAGGUCCUUGAGGGGCAGGUGGAUGACUUGGAGCAGGUCAAGGUCACCAACGUUACCAAGGGCGACGAAGAGUCAACUUGA
This is a messenger RNA of Colletotrichum spaethianum, 1410 nucleotides long. Its product is annotated as pantothenate transporter liz1. The record is from RefSeq and is a predicted model, not a curated record. Lineage: Eukaryota; Fungi; Ascomycota; Sordariomycetes; Glomerellales; Glomerellaceae. Gene Ontology annotation, molecular function: transmembrane transporter activity. Gene Ontology annotation, cellular component: membrane. Gene Ontology annotation, biological process: transmembrane transport. The coding region runs from base 1 to 1410 and encodes 469 amino acids. The transcript has 5 exons.